CAUCGGGCUCAAACUCUCUCUGACUUGCACGAUCGUUUACUCACGCAUGUGCCCCCCCAAGUCCAGUGGCAGCAUGGCUCUUCCGGUGCCCAGGUGGGGCGUCGAACGCGCCGCGGAGGAAGACGUCGGCUCGGGCGGCGUCAAGCGCCAGCUCAUCGCGGCAGGCGCGAAAGCCACGACCCGGAAGGAGAAGGUUGAUAAGAUGGCGGUGCUCUUGGGGGUGCUGGCGCUCACUCAGGUCGCGGAGGUGCGCGAUCUCAUCGGGGCGUCGCACUGCGCCGCGAUUCUGGAUGCGGACCACGCGAUCGCCAUGGCGAUGGCGCAGGCGGGCAAGGGCUGCCACGCGGCGGCGGAGGACUUGAAGGGGGAUCCCAAGGGCGAGGCUGACCUGCUGGGCCCUCCCUUCCUUCGCGUCUUCAAGGAGCUGGUGCGAGCGGCUCGCGGUCUGGCGACUGUCGGGGAGGACCGCGAGAGCGUGCUUGGCAUGUUCUGGGAGGAGGUCAUUCUCCAGAAGCCGUUGAUGGAGGUGGUGGAGCAGGCGAGGCACUGCCGCUGCAGGCUGACGCGCAGGAAGAAGGACGUGAGCAACAAGGUGCGCAUCGCCCUUUGCUCCUGCAGCCAGUGGAUGGAGCUCGAGCGCGCGGCGCUGUCGGCUCUGCGGGUGUCCAGCGCAGAGUGCAAAUAAGCCCCGCCUCCGAAGAGCCUGCUGGGGCGCGAGGUGAGCGUGCUUCUGGGCGAUCUGAACAAGAUCUGAGUCUCGCGGAGCUGGGAACAUUGGCCCGUCGUCUCUCGUUGUUCUGUGAACGCAUGGCUAUCGCGUUGAGCUCAGGGCAGCUAGAUCCAGGCUUGGCCGUUGCUCUUCUGAUGCGGAAGCAGGGGCGAGAUGUUCGUCCCGCUUCUUCGAAUGGCAAAGCUUAAAAAAAGUCUGGCUGGCGUGCAGCCUGGCCAGCUUCGGCGGGCCGCCCGCGUCGGCGGCGUCAGCGAGCUCGUGCCCGACGGCGCACGGGCCUGCGAGAGCAGUUCGGCGGAUUCUUGUUCUCCCCGACGCAGCUGCAAGGGGUCCAGGUCUGCUGCUGGUGCCGAUGCUGCAAAGCCGAGUAAUAAUAUCAA
Prorocentrum cordatum is the source of this 1110-nucleotide messenger RNA. The record is from the annotation of a GenBank genome assembly. Lineage: Eukaryota; Dinophyceae; Prorocentrales; Prorocentraceae.